Molecule: messenger RNA, 1753 nt
Organism: Ruditapes philippinarum (Manila clam)
Lineage: Eukaryota; Metazoa; Mollusca; Bivalvia; Venerida; Veneridae
Product: protein ABHD15-like
Exons: 2
Coding region: 428-1615 (395 amino acids)
Molecular function (GO): short-chain carboxylesterase activity; monoacylglycerol lipase activity
Source: RefSeq, a predicted model, not a curated record
AAAACUUCGUUGGUGCAUGAGUGCAAACUAGAUAUACUUUAUAAUUUCAUUACAGUAUGUAAUAAGAAUUACACGAUGUGCAAGAGAGGAACGUGUUUAUGAAGGGAGGAAGUUAUGUUUGCAUUGAAAUAUAGAGGUCUAGAAAGAUACAUAUAUAUAGCUCAGGAUUACAAACAGUACAGAACAGCUUGGAUAUAAUAAACACUAGUCAACGAAGUCAUUACACGUAAUUGACGAAAACAGUUUUGCAUUCAAUUGGUGAAACGAUAAUUGUUACAGAAAUGUUCGUUUCGUAAGUUUUCAAAAAGGACCAAAUAUGUCUUGUCUUUAUAUAUAUACCGGAUACACACUUAUACAGGAAAUGAUUAAAAGUGAUAAGUGUUGAAAAGUGGAGCUCAAGAUCCCAUUCCUUGUGUACGGUCCAACCAUGAUAUGGUUGGCCUAUUCUAUCAUAGGAUCAUUGCCGUUUUAUUUGGCAGUGUUCGGAACAGUGGUGAUAAGUAUCCUUAUAUAUAUCAAAUCAAUAUUACAGAAAUCAUCUACCAUUCCUAAACUGUACUUUAAAGAAUCAGCACUCGCGUCACAUUUAUUAAAGCGAUGCCGUCUGAUGAACCGGAAGUUUGAUCCUCCGUGGUGGAUAUCAAAUGCGCAUGUGCAAACAAUAUUGCCAUUUUUACUUCCAUCUGAAGAACUUGAAUACGACAGGGAGUAUUUACAAAUGAAGGACAGAGGAGUUGUUGCCCUUGACUGGGUUGUUCAAGUUUCUAUACAUAAAAGAAAACGAUGUACAAUAUUGUUAGUUAUACCCGGUUUUACCGCAAAUGCAUUAUCUGUUUCAAAAUUGUGUGGACUAGCUGCUCAUAAAGGAUAUAGACCGGUUGUUUUUAAUCCUAGAGGAUUUGGAAAUUCUAAUCUCACCACAGCAAAACUUCUGAGUUACGGUGAUCCUACAGAUUUACGACAAGUCAUUAAAUAUAUCCACGGGUGUUAUCCAAAAGCUCUGAUUACAAUGAUAGGAUAUGGUAACGGCUGCUCGUUACUAUUGUCAUAUCUUGGGGAGUAUGGCUCCUCGGCUAACAUAUGUGCUGGUGCUUGUAUUUCAGCGUGUUUUGAUUACACUGAACGUUUCUCAAAAGAUAAACGAGGAAUGUACGAUUUAUUAUAUUUAUCAAAAUUAAAGUGUACUAUAGGCGCUCAUUCGAAAGCACUUUCAAAUAAAAUUGAUCUCAACGAGUUACUCAGGGCAUGGUCAUAUCGACGUUUUGACGAGGUAGUUUAUUCCAAAAUGUACGGCUUCUCAAAUGUGGAGGAAUUCUGGGAGAGAAAUAACCCACUGAGAGAUGUCGAUGAGAUUGCUGUACCUCUUCUUUUUAUAAAUAGCUUAGAUGAUCCGUUUUAUUCAAAUAUAAAAAUUCCAUAUGAAUUAUGUAAGUAUUAUCCACAAUUUCUGAUGGUUGCAACAGAAAAAGGAGGACAUUGUAGUUUUACUGAAAAGAUUUGUGACGUAACAUGGGCUGAAAAGCUUGCCAUUGAUUAUAUUGACUCUGUUUUGGAAUUCACCAACAAAGGACAUACUAUUAAAUAUGGGAAAAGCCCAUCAAGAUCAACAAUAUAGAUAAUAAAAUUACAUUAAGCGAUAUAAAAGAACAGAUGUUAAUAACUGUAUAUUUUUAGGAGGCCAUCUCUGUAUAUUCGUAUUAUUUUUAAAACGAUUUGUUACUUUAUUUAAUUUGAUAAUUUCUGUCUCUAAUAA